AUGAGCGGCCGACCGUAUGCCCGCAACCCGAAUGCACCUUACUCAGGUCCGAGAGACUUGGAAGCGAUUCUUCCACAUACGUUUCGUCUUGCAAUGCCUUUGCGUUUGCGCAAUGCAAGAAGUGAAGCUAUUCGAAGAGCAAUUCGCCGUCGCUGUAUGCAAAAAAAUUGGCGCAAAAUGAUCAGCAUGCGUCAUCAAAGACACACUCAUGAUUCCACGACCGAAAACAAUGUAAAAGAUAUCAAAAUUGAGGAUCAGCAGCAGGUUGAGACCAACACUACAGACACUACAGAAGAUCAAGAAGAUGCUGUGACAAUUGCAAAGAGACAAGUGCAAGAACUUGAAACGAAGCUUAAGGCGCUGACCGAACAAAAGCACGCCAAAUUUCAAUUGCUUAAGGAAAUUCUUAUUGAGGAAGCAAAAUCGAAGGCAACAUGA
Messenger RNA from Plasmopara halstedii, 438 nucleotides. RefSeq lists its product as uncharacterized. Bases 1 to 438 code for a protein of 145 amino acids. The transcript is spliced from 2 exons. The record is from RefSeq and is a predicted model, not a curated record. NCBI's taxonomy places the organism in Eukaryota, Oomycota, Peronosporomycetes, Peronosporales, Peronosporaceae.